This is a messenger RNA of Limanda limanda (common dab), 4370 nucleotides long. It is a transcript of the gene raf1a, whose product is annotated as Raf-1 proto-oncogene, serine/threonine kinase a. Gene Ontology annotation, cellular component: cytosol; plasma membrane; mitochondrion. Gene Ontology annotation, biological process: signal transduction; protein phosphorylation. The record is from RefSeq and is a predicted model, not a curated record. NCBI's taxonomy places the organism in Eukaryota, Metazoa, Chordata, Actinopteri, Pleuronectiformes, Pleuronectidae. Gene Ontology annotation, molecular function: protein kinase activity; ATP binding. The transcript has 17 exons. The coding region runs from base 447 to 2354 and encodes 635 amino acids.
AACAGCGUGGAUGUUGUUUCAGAAUCGCCACUUCUGGGACUUUUAAUUUGAAAGCGCCUCACGGGACCUGGAGAAUAUCCCUCGUCGUGUCACUUUGAGGGUCCGACGGAUUUUUUCGUCUCCGUCGCGACAGGCAGAAUAAAACGUUUAUAUCAGUGAAAGCGGAUCGUGAAGGACUCGAACCCACGACCUCGACGUCUUCACUUCGUCCCUGCAUCCACCGGACACCGGAUCACUUGGGGAAGUGUCCAGCUUUUACACGACUUCGGCUUUUUCCUCUCUUCUUUGAAUGCGUUGCAAAUAUGAUGAUGUCACCGACGCCACUUUUUCCUGAAGUUAUGGCGGAGCACAACUUUCCUAACUCCUCCUGGUGAGAAGCUCUCUCUCUCUCCGGGCUUCGGGCUUCCAGCUGCACGUCGGACCACUGAGAGCACUUGGCUUUACUAAUGGAGCACCUCCAGGGAGCGUGGAAGACUCUGAGCAACGGCUUCGGAAUGAAGGACUCUGCGUUCGAGGGCCCGUGCCUUUCACCAACCAUGGUGCAGGGCUUUCACUGCCAGCGCCGCUCCUCGGAUGACAGCAAGAUGCCCGACUCCAAGGCUAGCAGCACUAUCCGAGUCUACCUCCCAAACCAGCAGCGCACUGUGGUGAACGUGCGACCGGGUAUGACUCUGCAAAAUUGCUUGAUUAAAGCGUUGAAAGUGAGAGGUCUGCAGCCUCAGUGCUGCGCCGUCUUCAGGCUGCAUCCAGAACAGAGGAGUAAAAAACUCCGUAUGGAUUGGAAUACCGACUCCUGCUCUAUGAUCGGGGAGGAGCUGCUGGUGGAGGUUUUAGAUCACGUCCCUUUGACGACGCAUAAUUUUGUCCGGAAAACAUAUCUGAAACUUGCUUUCUGUGAUAUUUGCCAGAAGUUUCUUUUGAAUGGUUUCCGUUGCCAAACGUGUGGUUACAAAUUCCACGAGCAUUGUAGCACCAAAGUUCCCACCAUGUGUGUGGACUGGAGCAAUAUCAGACAACUGCUCUUGUGUCCAACACCCGGUGAGAGCGGUGCCCCGUCACUGCCGUCGCAGACAUCCCGGCGAAUGAGAGAGUCCUUAACACGGUUUCCAAGCUCAGCCCACCGAUAUUCCACCCCUCAUGCCUUCAACUACGCCACGCCCUACCCACCCACAGUCGUUGGUCUCUCCUCGAGGCAGCGCUCCACCUCCACGCCCAACGUCCACAUGGUUAGCACUACCCUGCCUGUAGACUUCAGCAUGAUUGAGGAUGCAAUGCGUGAUCAUGACUCGGGGGGGAGUUCCCCCAAUCAAAGCCCUACAGGCUGGUCCCACUCCAUGGCCCCUGCACCUUCCCAGCGAGAGAGGGUCCCGUCCUUUAAUACGCAUGAGAAAAAUAAAAUUAGGCCUCGGGACAAGCGGGACUCGAGUUACUACUGGGAGAUUGAGGCCAGCGAGGUGUACCUGAAUUCCCGCAUCGGCUCAGGAUCCUUUGGAACUGUGUACAAAGGGAAAUGGCAUGGUGAUGUAGCAGUAAAGAUUUUAAAGGUGACCAACCCCACACCGGAGCAGUUCCAGGCCUUCAGGAAUGAAGUGGCCGUCUUGAGGAAAACACGACAUGUCAACAUCCUGCUGUUCAUGGGCUACAUGACGAAGGACAACCUGGCCAUCGUGACCCAGUGGUGUGAGGGCAGCAGCCUCUACCAGCACCUUCAUGUCCUGGAGACAAACUUAAAGAUAAUCCAACUCAUCGACAUCGCCAGGCAGACAGCUCAGGGCAUGGACUACCUGCACGCAAAGAACAUCAUUCAUCGUGACAUGAAGUCCAACAAUAUCUUCUUGCACGAAGGGCUCACAGUGAAGAUUGGAGACUUUGGUCUUGCAACAGUGAAGGCCAGGUGGAGCGGCUCCCUUCAGGUGGAGCAGCCGUCCGGAUCCAUUCUCUGGAUGGCUCCUGAGGUUAUCCGGAUGCAGGAUAACAAUCCCUACAGCUUCCAGUCUGAUGUCUAUUCCUAUGGAAUUGUUCUUUUUGAGCUCAUGACGGGAGAGCUCCCAUACGCCCUCUUAGCAAAUAGAGAUCAGAUAAUCUUCAUGGUGGGAAGAGGAUAUUUGUCCCCAGACCUGAGUAAGCUCUACAAGACCUGCCCCAAAGCCAUGAAAAGGCUGGUGGCCGACUGCAUCAAGAAGCUGAAGGACGAGAGGCCGCUCUUCCCGCAGAUCUUGAAUUCCAUCGAGCUUCUCCAGCACGCCCUCCCCAAGAUAAACCGCAGUGCCUCAGAACCGUCCCUGCACAGAGCCUCUCACACCGAGGACAUCAACUCCUGUACUCUGACUUACACCAGGAUGCCUGUGUUCUAGAGGCUCGGACAGCACCUCCCUCCUCCUCCUCCUCUCGUCACACUUCCCCUCCUCUUCCUCUUUGAAAUAUCCUGAAUAGUCCAAAUGCUCAGUACAACCAAAUUUCUCUACAUGCAGAUGCCAGUAUAGGCGUAACAAUGUACAGCACAUGCAAUCAAUCAUAAACCUAAAGCUAAUCAAUAAAAUGUGUGAGGAUAAGAGGAAAGUGUGGAGAGACGCACAGCUGAGUUUGACUCUGAGAGGGGCUGAGUGAUGAUGGAUUGCAGUGGACACAAAGAAUUUGCCAUAACAUUCAUGGAGGUGGUGCCUUGCUUUACCACUGCACAUAUUAAGAAGUAUGCAGUGGCUCCUUGGUGGCAGUGCAUUUGGUAAAAGUUGUAAAUACACGCACGCACACCUACCGAAGACAGCGAUAACUGGACAUUGAAGGAAGCUCAAGAGAAGGACAGAGGCGUCUCUUGAUGCGGGUUCUGCGAUGUGAAGCACACCCGUCGAUCCGGUCGCCCUGGUUUCUGAUGAAGAGGACCUUACCUGCCUUAAGAGGAAACAACGCCUGGACAAAGAUCCUGCACAACUUCACUUCCUCUUGUUAUCACAAACAAACCCGUUGGAUGUAGUCCACUUAGUUGCACAGUAGUAGUUAAUUUGACAUUGUCUUACAUGAUAAUGGAGUAGAAAUGGGAAAUGUGUCCUUUUUGUUGUUGUCGUCAUGAUCGUCUUUGACUUCUUUUUAUCGUCUUUAUUUUUUUCGGGUCUAUUUGGAGGAAUUAUAGCCUGUCAGACAGUGAGCAUGAGCGAUGAUGGAAAACUUUGCACAUCUCAGCAAAAGUUAUGUUUCAACAGUGGUUUCGUAGCUCGGAGUUAACUGAACUGCAGAGAAACCCCCACAUUCUCAUCGGUCCUUCCAUGCGUUGGUUAUCUCGAGCUGGAACUUUGGCGGUUGUCUUAAAUAUUUUAAAUGAUUUUUGGAAACUAAUUUGUAUUUGUUUAUCAUGUCUCUUCCAGGAGGUUAAACGUUUUAUUGUGAACUUGGUGAGAAAGUUGUCGAUUCAACAUUUUAAUAAAAUUAAGUUAAAAUUUCUUUGCCAGAAGAGAUUGUGUUGGUCACCUUCUUGUUGAGGGCAUCCAUGAUCCAUUUAUGAAUCACUGUGUUAAUAAUGUGUCGCUUGAGGUUCGGACACAGGUGAGAUGGGCGGCUGACACCAGAUUACAUCGCCUCGCUGCUUGUUCACUAACCAUAAAAUCCCACACUCGUGUAAGACUUUGUGGAAGGGUGCAAUGUUUGCUGCAGCAGUAGCAACGUGGUGUGAGCUCACAGAGGAUCCAGUUCAGACACGCAACCAGGGGAUUCCACCAUUGGCUGGUGCCACUGUGCGCCGCGCAGCCACUGGCAGGCACAGUGGAACAACCAUCAUUCAGCAAGGGAGGGACGCAGUGGAAAGAGAGAGGACAGCUAUAUUUUGUUUUAGUGUAAACAUCCAACAUGUAGUUCCUGCUGGGCAGGACCACUUGGCUUGGUUCAGUCCCAAGUGCAAAUUUAUCAUAAAUAUGGGGAAUACUUGCUGUGAUGAGAAGGUAUUUGUGUGUGUUGUUUUUAAUGUGUGAUGGCUCUUUGUAAUCAGCCCCAAGGCAAGAAACCUGAUGGCAGUUUUUUAGUAUUUUAAUCACAUGUUUGAAAAAGCCCCAUCUCAUGGUGAAACAGGCCUGAUCGUCAUCAAAAGUGGAGCAACACAAUAAGAGCAGAGCCAUGGGCUGACCGCUGGUUGUCUAUUUUUAUACCACUUUUUUUCUCUUAUGUGUUUAUCUGUUCUAUUUCUGCAUUCUGACAAGGCACACAGGCCAGAAUGAAAUCAACAGAGCCAAACGUCCCACUUCCCUGUCCUACAACAGCGCCAUCUCGUGGUUGUCCAUUCAUGAUGUGUGUGAGCUUGCUUUAUACACUGUAAAACCAUUUACUGUCUACAGACCUGCUUAAUAAUCCGUUAACAGUUAUACUUCUAUGACAAGAAAAAAUUC